Messenger RNA from Galleria mellonella (greater wax moth), 2568 nucleotides. RefSeq lists its product as uncharacterized. Gene Ontology annotation, molecular function: protein dimerization activity. NCBI's taxonomy places the organism in Eukaryota, Metazoa, Arthropoda, Insecta, Lepidoptera, Pyralidae. The record is from RefSeq and is a predicted model, not a curated record. The transcript has 2 exons. The coding region runs from base 1480 to 2493 and encodes 337 amino acids.
AUGGGAUUUUACCCGGAAAAAACCCCAAUGUGGGAAAAAAUAGGGAAAAAACCCGGGGAAAAUUCCCGAAUGGGAAAAUAUUCGGGUUUUUUCAUAUUUAGCAUAUGUAACAUCUAGGUAAUGUGUAGAUACAUGUAUAUGUCAAAUGAUACAUACUAUUUAAGUACUAUUAGUACUAGUUAGAGCUAAUCUAACUUUGUUUACUUUCAUAAUUCAAUAAAUACUUUAUAUACAUGUACUCCAUGCUAUCUAAUUAAAUUAAAUGAAAUUAAAUAAAAAACCUUUCUGUUUGUGUGUAGCGACAAGUAACCCGAAACUACGUAUGCGGGUAGGGGGGCGGGGUAGCAGGUAAUAGCAGUGGCGUACGCGUAUCUGUCUAUCUCACACGUUGUUUUGGCUUCGUACUGUUCGCACUUGCUUUAAUUUGUUGGUUUAAUUGACGACUUGGAUUUUGUUUUGUGGACUUUUGAUUUCCUAGUGAUUAAAUACGUUUUUUCCUUUGUAUUGACAACUACUGCUACUCUUACGGACUUCGAUACCUACUUCUUUUUAUGAACGGUAAUUUACCGAUCACAUCAUGCCCAGAAAGAAAAAUACUGAUGUAUGGGAAAACUAUUUUCAUUCGGCAACCAGUAAAACAGUAAAAUGCAAACACUGUGAUAAAGUUUACCAAUUCGGCAAUGUUAGCAAGAUGACCAGCCAUCUGUUGAAAUGUUAUAGAUGUCCAACUGUUAUCAAAAACAAACUACAGAAAAUACCUGUUACUAGCACAACUGCCACAAAUCUGCCCUUGCAAGAGGAAUCACAUCAUGAAUUGUCACAGGAUAAAAGUUUGACGGAUACAAUUUCUAUUAUUACGACUUCAUCAGAAAUUUCAACAGAAAGAAAACUUUAUCUAGAUCAGCUCUUAUCGAAGGCAAUAUUUGUUAGCGGUUCUCCUUUAUCCAUCGUUGAACAUCCGCUGUGGGUACGAUUUUUUGACGAUUUGCAACCACUUUAUAAGUUACCAUCUAGAAAAGCUAUCUCCACAACACAUUUGGAAACUAUUUAUAAUGAAAUGGUCAAUGAAAUUACAGACGAACUGAAGUCUAUAAAUGAUUUGCAUUUGCAAUGUGAUGGCUGGAGUAAUCAGCGCAAUGAAGGCAUCAUCAACUUCAUUAUUGCAAACCCGAGCCUGUUUUUAUUAAAAGCCUUAAUACUCUUACAAACCGACAUACAAGCCAAUAUGUAUCUCAAGAAAUAAUCAAAGUUAUAAAAGUGUAUGGAGGCCACAAAUUUGUAACUCUUAUCGGAGAUAACGCAAAUAAUAUUCAAAGAGCAUUUCAGAUAGUUAAAAAUUCAUAUGCACAUAUAAUACCGCUGAGAUGUGUAGCGCAUACAUUGAAUUUGCUUUGCGAAGAUUGCUUAAAACUAGAGCCUAUUAAUGCGUUCAUAUCGAUUGCCACAGAUACGAUAAAAGCAAUAAAAAGAAACCAAAGUAUGAGCGCUUUAUUAGCUCAGAUUGUAAAAGAAAAAGGUUCAGGUGAAACAUUAAAAUUGCCAGGGAAAACCCGCUGGGGCAGUUACUGCACUGCGUUAAAAAGUUUAAAAAAAUCCAAAGUUGCAUUACAGACUUUAGCUGUUCACGAAGAUGCCACUAUUUUAGACGAAAUAAAAUCAAAUUUAUUGGAUUUAAAUUUUUGGACCAUGGUAGAAAAUUGUAUAAAGCUACUGGAACCUAUAACAGACAAAAUUUUCAAACUGGAAGGCAAUGAAAUACUUAUAAAUGAAGUUUACAUGGCUUUCAAAGAUAUUAAGUCUACAUUAAAUUUUGCAUUUCCAGAUAUAUCUGUUCUAAAUGAGCAUCAUAAACAACAUAUUACAAAUGCUGUAAUUAGGCGAGCAGAUAACUGUUUGAAACCCAUUCAUUAUGCUGCAUAUUUAUUAGAUCCAAGAUCGCAAGGCAUUGAAUUAGAAGAAGAACACGAGGUGGAUGCAAUGGAAUUUAUACACGACGUGAGCCAAUCGCUCAAUAUUGACGUUGGUGUAGAUUUAGCCAAUUAUAGAGCUAAACAGGGUUUAUGGAGCAAACCAUUUAUAUGGAAGAAUGUCGCUGAAAUUGACCCGGUAGUUUGGUGGAGAGGACUCUGCAAGUCCAAAUUGCUUAGUAGGGUUGCAGUACGUAUUCUUACUGCUCCCUGUACUUCAGCAGCCACUGAACGAUCUUUUAGCACGCAUGCGCAUAUACAUAGUCAUAAACGAAAUAGAUUGACUACAGACAGGGCAGCAAAAAUAGCUUUUAUAUCGUAUAAUUGGAACCUGUUACACAAACAUAAAAAUGAUGACAAUGACGAUGAUGACGAGACGUUAUCUACGCCCAGGCAAUUAUCAAGUCCGUUGGGUAGCCCAAUAAAUGAAGAACAACCUUCAACAUCUCGUGGAUAUACACAAGAAAUAGAAUUUUGUAAUAUUAAUAAUAUAUUUAAUGACUAUGACAGUAGCGACAGUGACUAAAAAUUUUCAAUUGUAAAAAACUUUACAAAAGUGUUGUAACUUUUAUAAAGUGUAAUAAAUAAUUGUUAGUAAGUA